AGCUUUAUAUGAUAUCAUUUUUUCUGCAAUAGGGAAUUUUUCUCGCAACUCUAAUUUCAAUCUCGAAUUGAAAAUCACAUUGACAUUGUAAAACUAAAUACUAUAGUGAGUGAUAUAAUUUUAUUGAUUACGACAAAAUGCCUCCAAUUAAAACGAAAAAGCGGAAAGUUUCUAAGAAAACAAAAAAAGCAUGGCGUAAAUAUACAGAUACAAAAGAUGUUGAAAAAUUUUUGGAAAAUUCACAAUUAGAAGAAAGGUUAGGUUCUUUUGCUAUUCACAAGGAUUCAGAAUUGUUCAGUAUUUCUACAGCGCCUGAAAUACUUUCAAAGCAAAAACGUCGAGAACUAUUAAAAUUGAAAGAACCACGAUGUUUUAACAUUUUAAAAUCUCAUACAGCCGUUCCAGAUCCAAUAACAAAAAGAAACCGUGUAAGAACUAAAGAUGAAAGAAAAAAUGCAUUAGUUUUAAAAAAAGAAGCUAUCAGAAAGUCUCAAAAUAUUUUGACAUUAAAAGAAAAAUUAAGAUUGAAAAAUAAAAUGAUUGGCAAAAAAAAAUUAAAUAAACCAAAAAGAGAUGAGUUUAAUACAAAUAUAUGGAAAGAAAAAAUUACAAAAGACAUUGACACUGAUUGGAUGUCUUCGGAUACAAUCAGACAUACAUUAACACAUUUUGGAAUAAAAAAAAAGAGAAUACCUUCUUCUUUGUACAAAAAACCUUCUAAUAUUCCAGCAGUUGAAAGUCCUCAUCCAGGUACAUCCUAUAAUCCUUCAUUUGAAGAUCAUCAAAAGUUAUUAAAUGAAGUGGCUCAAAGAAUGGAACUUAUAAAAGAAGAAGAACAUCUAAACAGAGUUACCACAAAAAUGUUCAAAAAAGUUUCACCUGAAGAAAAAGAAAAUAACUUGAUAAAAGAAAUGUCAGAAGGUCUCAAAUUAGAAGAUAAUCAAGAUUUUAAUGAAGAUGAAGAUAAUGAUCCAAUAGUAAAAUCUGUAAAUCCACCUGUUAAAAAUCAAAAAAAAACUCGUGUGCAAAGACGUAAACAAAAAGAACAGAAAAAUUUGAUACAUAAAAAGCAACAAGAGAAAGUAGAGAAAAAAAAAAUUUCAGAUAUAUAUAAAUUAAGAUUAUUAGAUAAACAAUUAGCUGCUAAAGAAAAAAAAGAGAAAGUAUUACAAGAAAAGAGAUUAAAAAAGAAAAUACUUAAAACAAUGGGCACUAAAACUCUCAGUAAAAUUAAAUUUGAACCUUUAGAACUUGAUUUUAAAUUAAGUUCAGAAUUAACUGGAAAUUUGCGGAAUUCUGAACCAAGUGGUAAUCUAUUGAAAGAUAGAUUCAAAUCUCUUCAACAGAGAAAUAUCAUUGCUCCUGCUAAUAUCAGAUUGUAAGUAUAAAAUACUUUAUAAUGAAUUUAUAGAAAAUCAUAUAAAAUUAUAUGAUUUUAUUUAUAUA
Apis florea (little honeybee) is the source of this 1446-nucleotide messenger RNA. RefSeq names its product ribosome biogenesis factor Nop53. The record is from RefSeq and is a predicted model, not a curated record. NCBI's taxonomy places the organism in Eukaryota, Metazoa, Arthropoda, Insecta, Hymenoptera, Apidae. Gene Ontology annotation, cellular component: nucleolus. Gene Ontology annotation, biological process: rRNA processing; ribosomal large subunit assembly. Gene Ontology annotation, molecular function: 5S rRNA binding.